UGUUUCAAACGAUUCAGUAUGAUUUGGUGAACUGGUUCAGCCGGUUCACUAAGAAGAAUCAGUUAAAUCGAACGAUUCGUUUGCGAACUGGACAUCACUAGUACAAAGGGAAGAGAUAUUGAUACGUAGUGUAUUAAAUCUGGGAGUUAGUUUAAUGAGCCUUUUCUUUGAACAGUUUUAAACCUCAGUUAAUGUGCGCUCUUGAAGAGAGUUUCAUAAUUUUGACUGCAGUGUUUCCCACAGCCUUACACUCUAUUUGUGGUGGCACUCCCCCGCCCCCAUAUACAGUAUAUGUAUAUGCAAAUUCAUUUUCUGCAAGCAGGAGGUGCUUUAAUAGCAGGGAGAGAGAGAGAGAGAGAGAGAGGCAUCUCAGGUAAUGGAUGUAAAGCAGCACUGAGCUGAGAUUGCAGAUGCUGCUGUAUCAGGCAUUACAUGCAAGAUUAAAUAAAAAUGACAUUAAACAUUUUCUAAAUACAGCUGGUUUCCUUCUGAAAUAUAGUGAUAUAAAAACACUUGCAACGGUUUUUGAUGUUGAAACGUGCAGUUAUUCAAUGAAGUCAAAGCCUUUUGGGAAAUCUAUUUAUGCCGGUCAGUUUUGAUAUUGUGGAGGCCCGUCACAAAUAAAUCAAUUGCCAAGGGAAACGUGUUCAGUUUUCAAUAGGCAGUGAUAGUAGGUUGUUUGAAAGUGAAGGGAAAUUAGAUUUUAAUUUAACAGCAAUGUAGGCAGAUGGCAAUCUGUUGCCUGCUGCGUGUGUCUGAAAGAAGCCUACAGGAUGGAUGGACGAGUUGACAGCAUUCACAGGUCAGGAAGCUUAUGUGGCAGGUCACUAUGUUCUUAAGCCCUACUAUAUUUAGCCAGGUCUUUGGAUGCACUUCAGUUAAGGGCACUUCUAUUGGCAGCAUUGAGCAUAAUGUCAAAAUCAUAGCCUUUGUGCUUUUUUUCCAACCAGGAUGUGGGAUCAGGGUAACUGUUUGCUUUCCUGUAUCCUCAAGGAUACAGUCAAGGUCAAGUUAGCUCUUGCAUGAGAGGUGCAGCAACUUUAUUUAGAACUGCAGUUGCAAAACCAGUUACUCUUCUGGUUAGCCUUACCCCAUUACUAGAUGCUUUUUCCUGCUGCGCACUCAAAAUACCAUUUAUUUACCCGGAGAAACGUUGUCCAAGACUACUGUAUUAAGUCUCUCGAGGGAAAUUAUGCUUACAUAGUACUAUGCUUUUAAGCAAGCCUUUUUUAACAGCUAAGCAUUUCUACCAGAUAGACUAAAGGGUAUGGGUGACUGCCAAAGUGAUUCGACUCACUUGUUGCUGGAGAACUUAGCGGCACCAUCCAGAACGUUCCUCUCUCAGGGCAGGGGAAUGUUCAAACAUAAGCCCUCUUGUUUAUUUCAGACCACUGUUUCAGACUGGCUUGCUCAGUAAAUGGAGUUUACGAUGAUUUUAGCCGGGUAUGGUGUGCUGUUUUUUUGUUUGUAAGUUGAAAAAUACUGCAGUUUGUCUAUCGGCUAUCCUCUAUCUGUAAUUUACAGUUUUGUUUUUACAGCUUAGUUUUGUUGUCAGUGAAACUUGAGGUCAACGUAUUUUGUCACAGAGUUAGCUCAGCUCUGUAAGAGGCUUUAAAACCUUGGUUUUGUUAAUCAAACAAAAUUGUGCUUCUUCUAGAUAAAUGGGGAGAAAAUCCUCUGAUGGCCAGUUAGGUGUGAAAAAAGAAUCAGAAGUCAGCUGUAAUGUCUCUACAGGAAUUGUCUGGGUCUUAUUAAAUUGGCUGUUGGCCACAUGAGUAGUUAGUUUUCUUUGCAUGCUUAUCCACUGUCCACAUCAACCCAUAUUUCUUAUUGCAAUAGGGGAACUUAGGAUUUGCAGUAAACACCUGAUCGUAUUGACAGUAAUCAUUUUCAUGGUCAGACAGUGCUGGUGGGGCUUUUAGACAGUUUAUAAUGACUCUCAUUGAUGCUUAGAUCAUCCAUAGCUCUUAUCUACAGUCAGUGAAGUCUAUAUCACUGAUAAUCUGGUUUCGACUCGUCUGUCAGUGGGUGGAGGGACAGAGUUCAUUGCAUUGCAAGGUUGUGCUAAAGAUUUAACAAGACCAGAUCUUACUUAUAAACAGUAUAUUAAUCAUGCAAAAACAAGCAGAAAGAAUUUAGCAAAUGUAACAUUCUUUCUUUGAUGUUGGUUCCCUUGUCAUCUUUCUCAGUUGAUGAAGUGGUGCAGUGUGACAUUUUUUUGUUAUCAGUGAAUGUUCUGCAUUAUCUUAUAUUUGAGGGCUAUGUCAUAGUACAGAGGUCCAAACUGUCAACGUCAGCGGAGACUAGUAUAGUCACACAAACAGUUCAAAUUUGGCAUAUCUUUCAAGAUGGACUGCACUGAAAGUGAACCAUCGUUAAUGCAAGAUCGUUUGGAGGGGUCAGGCCCUGCAGUGUCUCCCAAUGCUCUGUCAACCAGCUCAGAAGGCGGUCAAUACGGUGUGGAUUCAGUGGAUGGAACUCCAGACCCUCAGCGCACCAAGCAAGCCAUCGCUCAGCUACAGCAGAAGAUCCUCAAACUCACAGAGCAGAUCAAAAUCGAACAAACAGCAAGAGACGACAAUGUAGCUGAAUACCUGAAGCUGGCCAACAAUGCAGACAAACAGCAGAGUGCUCGCAUCAAGCAAGUGUUUGAGAAGAAGAACCAGAAGUCUGCGCAGACCAUCCAGCAGCUGCAGAGGAAGCUAGAGCAUUACCACCGCAAGCUCAGAGAGGUGGAACACAACGGAAUACCACGCCAACCCAAAGAUGUCCUGCGAGACAUGCACCAGGGUUUGAAGGAUGUAGGUGCCAAGGUAACCGGUGGCCUCUCUAGUAUCUCUCAGGCAACGCACUCUGCCGCGGGAGCAGUCGUGUCCAAACCUCGUGAGUUUGCCUCUCUCAUCCGCAACAAGUUUGGAAGUGCAGACAACAUCUCUGCUCUAAAAGACUCUCUGGAUGAACAACAAGGGCCUGAUGAGCCUGUAACAAGUACAAGGACAGCAAGCACUAGGACCUCAGGACCUGGGCAGCUGCAGUCCAGCCCAAAAUAUGGCAGUGAGGACGACUGCUCAAGCGCUACGUCAGGGUCAGCGGGAGCAAAUAGCACCACGGGGGCUCCCGGAGGCCCCCCGAGCUCAAAGGGUAAUACACUGGAGCAUGGCCAGAGCUCUGGCUUUGAUGCACUACUGCAUGAGAUACAGGAGCUGAAGGACAAUCAGAGUCGACUAGAAGAAUCCUUUGAAAACCUGAAGAGUCACUAUCAGAGAGACUACACAGAAAUCAUGCAGGCCCUGCAAGAGGAGAGAUACAGGUGUGAACGUCUAGAGGAGCAGUUGAAUGAUUUAACAGAACUGCAUCAAAAUGAGAUUCACAACUUGAAGCAAGAGCUGGCCAGCAUGGAGGAGAAAAUUGCUUACCAGUCUAAUGAACGAGCCAGAGACAUACAGGAGGCGCUAGAAGCCUGUCAAACCCGCAUCUCUAAGAUGGAGCUUCAACAGCAGCAACAGCAAGUGGUUCAGUUGGAAGGUUUGGAAAACGCCACAGCACGCACUUUACUCGGCAAACUCAUCAACGUGCUGCUGGCCGUCAUGGCGGUGCUCCUAGUAUUCGUUUCGACGGUCGCAAACUGUGUAGUUCCGCUGAUGAAAACACGUAGCCGUACGCUUUCCACAUUGCUCCUUGUGGUUAUGUUGGCUUUUCUGUGGCGGAAUUGGGAAGCCAUGUCGCAGUACCUGGACCGGUUUCUGCUGCACCCCAGAUGACCUGCAGGGGUGCUGUGGUAUUCGUUUCGUGAAGGGACUGCAGGGCGAGAACUUUGAUUCAAAGAUGGAGACUAUAGCACUGCCUCAGUUGCACUUAGUAUGAAGGGAUGCGGCACGAGAGUGAAGGACACAGAAAAAUCUUACAACCUCUUUCUCGUUUCUUUCACUGAAGGAGUGAAUUUGUUUACAUUUUGAUCUUUUUCCGUCAACAUAAGUUGUAUUGCUGAGUUUCCUUUUAUUUGUUGUUGGAAAUGAUGCAAGUCGGGUUGUUCAUUGUUCUCGUAAUUCUCGUUAGGAUGUACAUUUAUGCAAUUUCCUAAGUGUUGCAUUGCAUUGAAUUGACUGGAGUGGUUUUAACAUGCACUUGAUGGGAGAUAUAUCUCCUCGUUUUUAAUAACAUAGCAACUGCUCUUUUCCUUCUUAACUUUAUUUAAUUUCUCUUGUCUAUUCUACUGUUGUCUUACUCUUGCUCUUCCUCUUAACUCGAGUCAUUUCUUGUGCUCAUUGCUUCACUUUACCCACUCGAAACCGUUUGCUGCUGUUUGGACUUCACUGCAGUUGUUGCUGAAUGAAGGAAAAGAUGGAUUCGAGAGGAGGCAUCUGGAGUUUGAUCAAAUGGGCCGAGGAACCCGAGUCGGCCCCAUGCCCUCAAAGAGGCACAGUCCCCUAGUGUAUGAACAGAACGAACAUACUUGAAGAGCUAGAAAUGCUCAAAGACUCUCAGUGCUUCCGUACUGUUUCUUAUAGCAACAAUAAAAUAGUCCUUUUUAGUUUUAUUUUUAAAAAUGAAAUGAAUAAACACACUGGUUUAAAAAUGCUAAA
Messenger RNA from Carassius auratus (goldfish), 4583 nucleotides. It is a transcript of the gene tmcc1b, whose product is annotated as transmembrane and coiled-coil domain family 1b. Gene Ontology annotation, cellular component: endomembrane system. The record is from RefSeq and is a predicted model, not a curated record. The transcript has 5 exons. Bases 2349 to 3761 code for a protein of 470 amino acids. Lineage: Eukaryota; Metazoa; Chordata; Actinopteri; Cypriniformes; Cyprinidae.